Molecule: messenger RNA, 5059 nt
Organism: Pantherophis guttatus
Lineage: Eukaryota; Metazoa; Chordata; Lepidosauria; Squamata; Colubridae
Gene: NSD2
Product: nuclear receptor binding SET domain protein 2
Cellular component (GO): nucleus
Molecular function (GO): protein binding; histone methyltransferase activity
Source: RefSeq, a predicted model, not a curated record
GGGGCGGUUGGGCGGCCGGCCGGGGCGGCGGCGGGAGAGGCAGCCGGAGCAGCGGCACCCCCAGCCCGGCCCAGCGCCAGGCGGACCCCCGGACAACCGGCAGGCGGGCAGAAAUAUAAAUAAACUGGAAACAUCCGUGAUGGAUUUCAAAAGUAACUCGCUGUUGCUCCCCAAGAAAGGUGCCAACCACAUCAAAAUGAAGCCCGUCCCUGAGAUCCUGGGGGGCCCCACCGGAAAGCCGCCCGGCUGCGAAGUGAACCGGGAGUGUUCUGUUUACCUGGGCAAGAGCCACCUUUCCGCCACACUACAGGACGAUGUCCUGCCGAAAUACAACUGCCACGAUGCCCUGCCCUUCAUCCCCGUGGAGAAGCUCCAGGACCUCACCUCUCGCGUCUUCAAUGGGGAAUCGGGAACGCAAGACGCCAAGCUGCGUUUCGAGUCUCAGGAGGUCAGGGAAGCCGGAACGACCCCCAACACUACGCCGGCCAAGAACGGCUCGCCGGAAAUCAAACUGAAAAUCACUAAGACGUACAUGAACGGGAAGCCUCUCUUCGAGUCCUCCAUUUGUGGCGACAGCGUGCUGGAGGUCACCCAGGCGGAGCAGAGGGAGCCAAAUCCGGGAAGCAAGGAGAAGAGAAGUAGGAAAAGGAGCAUCAAGUACGACUCCCUGCUGGAGCGAGGUUUCGUGGAAGCGGCGCUACUGUCCAGUUCGUCCGGCUCCUCUGACGAAAAGAUUUCUGCUGAAGAAGAAGAAGAAGAAGAAGAAGCUCCUCUGGUGACUGGAAAGGAGGACAAAACCCUCCUGCUGAAGUACAGCGUGGGAGACGUGGUCUGGUCCAAGGUGACCGGAUACCCGUGGUGGCCGUGCAUGAUCUCCACCGACCCUCUGCUCCAUUCCUUCACCAAGCUCAACGGACAGAAAAAGAGUUUUCGCCAGUAUCACGUACAGUUUUUUGGGGAUGCGCCAGAGCGAGCCUGGGUGUUUGAAAAAAGCCUGGUAGCGUUCAAAGGAGAGGAGCAGUUUGAAGAAUUGUGCCAGGAAAGUGCAAAGCAUUCCAUUAGCAAAGCAGAGAAAAUAAAGAUGCUCAAACCGGUUUCAGGGAAGCUGCGUCCCCAGUGGGAGAUGGGGGUCAAGCAGUCGAAAGACGCCCUCUCCAUGUCCCUGGAGGAAAGGAAAGCCAAGUACACCUUCAUCUACGUCAGGGGCAGGCCAGUCCUCAACCCCCAGGUGGCCAAGGAAGCCGGACUGGCGGUUAAGUCCUUGGAAGAGAUGGAUAAGAUUUAUUCGGACGAAGACCUUUCUCAGACUCUGAAAUCCAGCAAAGAAUACGACGUCCCGGCCAAAAGGGGCAGAAGGACCAAGUCGCUUUGCACGAGUGAAUCGGAAGACUUCGCCCCCAAGCCCGUCCUGAGCACCCCUCCCGAAAGAAACCUGGAGGAGAGAGGAGGCACGGCGGGGUCCCCUUUCGGGCGGAAGAAGGCGAUUCCCUACGCUCCCCGGAAUCGGAAAAGCGAUGGAGCCCCUCAGUUCCUGGUGUUUUGCCAGAAGCACCGAGAUGAGGUGGUGGCUGAGCACCCCGAUGCCUCUUGCGACGAAAUCGAAGAGCUGCUGGAGUCACAGUGGAACAUGCUUAGUGAAAAACAGAAAACACGCUAUAACACAAAAUUUGCCAUAGUGACCUCUCCCAAAUGUGAAGAAGACACUGGUUCAGCCCAGAGGAGUUUGAGCAAGGCCAAGCGUCAAGUCUUUCAAGGAUCAGCUAAACGAAGAUCAAGAUCCAGAAGUAACUUAUAUGGAAAUAAAAGGAAACCUGUAAAGAGGACAAGGAAACCCACAGAAGAUUUUGAAGUUCAAGAAGCACCUAGAAAAAGGCUGAGAAUGGAUAAGAAGAAUUAUCAGAAGAGGGAGAGAAGCAAUGACAAAACAGCGAAAACAAACUCUGCUAAAGUCACAGAAACCUCACAAAAGAAGCAGUCAGGUCUUUCCGAUGCCUGUAAGCCACUGAAGAAACGAAAUCGGGCCUCGGGACCAGAAUCUUCGCAUCUCCCUUAUAGCAAAAGUUCAUCUCCUUCCGCGUCCUUAACGGAGAAUGAGAUUUCAGAUGGUCCAGGAGAUGAACGAUCGGAGUCUCCCUAUGAAAGCACCGAUGAGGGUCUCGGGGAGGUCUCUCAGCUGUCCAAGAAGUCUGACCGAGGGGCCACGGCCAGGAAGGAGUCUGUUUGUCAGGUCUGUGAGAAGCCCGGGGAAGUGAUGUUGUGUGAAGGAGGCUGUCUUGGGGCUUUCCAUGCCGGCUGCUGCGGCCUCUCCGGAAGGACCAAGGGACACUUUGUGUGUGGCGAGUGCACUUCAGGUGUUCACACGUGUUUCGUGUGCAAGGAGAAGCAAUUGGAAAUUAAGCGCUGCAUCGUAUCUCACUGCGGGAAGUUUUACCAUGAAGCCUGUGUGAAAAAAUUUCCCCUCACCAUUGUUGAAAACCGAGGCUUUCGGUGCCCUCUGCACAGCUGCGAGAGUUGCCACGUUGCUAAUCCCUCAAACCCCAAAGUAUCUAAAGGCAAAAUGAUACGGUGCGUUCGCUGUCCGGUGGCUUACCACGUGGGUGACAAUUGUGUGGCUGCUGGAUGUGCCAUGCUUUCCUCCAGCAGCAUUGUGUGUACCAACCACUUUACUGCCACAAAAGGGAAAAGCCACCAUGCCCACGUGAACGUCAGCUGGUGUUUCGUCUGCUCAAAAGGGGGGAGCCUGUUGUGUUGUGAGUCUUGUCCUGCUGCGUUUCAUCCCGACUGUUUGAACAUUGAAAUGCCAGACGGAAGCUGGUUUUGCAACGACUGCAAAGCAGGGAAGAAAAUCCAUUUUCAAGAUAUUAUUUGGGUCAAACUGGGAAAUUACAGGUGGUGGCCAGCCGAAGUCUGCCAUCCCAAAAACGUCCCCCCAAAUAUCCAGAAAAUGAAGCACGAGAUUGGAGAGUUCCCGGUGUUCUUCUUUGGCUCCAAAGACUACUACUGGACCCAUCAGGCUCGCGUCUUCCCCUACAUGGAAGGAGACCGGGGAAGUCGAUACCAGGCCAUCAAAGGAAUCGGGAAAGUCUUCAAAAAUGCUUUGCAAGACGCAGAAACACGCUUCCGAGAGAUAAAAUUUCAACGGGAAGCCAAAGAAACUCAAGAAAAUGAACGCAAGCCUCCCCCUUACAAACAUAUCAAGGUCAAUAAGCCCUUCGGGAAGGUCCAGAUCUACACGGCGGAUAUUUCGGAGAUCCCCAAGUGCAACUGCAAGCCCUCCGAUGAAAACCCCUGCGGCCUCGACUCCGAAUGCCUGAACCGGAUGCUGAUGUACGAAUGCCACCCGCAAGUGUGCCCGGCCGGGGAGCGCUGCCAGAACCAGUGCUUCACCAAGCGCCAGUACCCCGAGACCAAGACCAUCCGGACCGAGGGCAAAGGCUGGGGCUUGGUCGCCAAGAGGGACAUUAAAAAGGGUGAGUUCGUGAACGAGUACGUUGGGGAGGUGAUUGAUGAAGGAGAAUGCAUGGCCAGAAUCAAAUAUGCUCAUGAAAAUGACAUCACGCACUUUUACAUGCUCACCAUCGAUAAGGACCGCAUCAUCGACGCUGGGCCAAAAGGGAACUAUUCUCGCUUUAUGAAUCACAGCUGCCAGCCCAACUGUGAGACCCUGAAGUGGACGGUGCACGGAGACACCCGCGUGGGCUUGUUUGCCGUCUGCGACAUUCCUGCAGGGACAGAAUUAACCUUCAAUUACAACCUUGACUGCCUGGGCAAUGAAAAGACGGCGUGUAAAUGUGGUGCUCCGAACUGCAGCGGCUUUCUUGGAGACAGACCAAAGAAUUCAUCCUCCAGCGCCUCAGAAGAGAAAGGAAAGAAGACCAAAAGAAGAGCAAGAAGGCGUAAAACGAAAAGCGAAGCCAGGAAAAAAACGGAGGAUUACUGUUUCCGCUGCGGGGACGGAGGGCAGCUUGUCCUGUGUGACCGGAAGUCUUGCACCAAGGCUUAUCACCUCUCCUGCCUUGAUUUGGUAAAACGUCCUUUCGGCAAGUGGGAAUGCCCCUGGCAUCACUGCGAUGUGUGUGGCCGGCCCUCUGUGUCCUUCUGCCAUUUCUGUCCCAAUUCCUUCUGCAAGGACCACCAAGAGGAGGCCAUGCUGGAGCACAACUGGAGCGGACAGUUGUUUUGCCCCGACCACAGCGGGGAGAACUUCGCGGAGAAGAAAGCCAGGCGGCCUCCUAGAAAACUUUCUUCAGUCAAAUGCAGACGGCAAAGAAACAAGUGGAGGAGGACAUAAUAUUAAGAGGAACAAACUCUCCCCGCCAGCGCCAGUCCCGCUUGCCCAAGUUUGUCUUGUAAAUAAGUUGUGAAUAGGGUCAGGGAAGGACACACUUUUACACGUCUUGCGCAAGGACUGGGGUUGUGGGGAGGGGAGCGAUUUUUAAACCCACUGAGCCAACCGGCGGCAGGGCCCCUGCUGCAUCUGCACUGAUCAUGAACUCUGGCCUGCCAAGUUCAGACAUUUCAGGACAAACCAGGUUUUCUCUCCAGAAACAAUGAGAAUACUUGAACUGUUAGGAAUGAAACAGUUCUUCCCCGCCGCUUCCUAAAUGGAGGCGUGUUGAUUUCCGACCGGCGACGGUGUAUCUGGACAGUCUUGUAGCUUUUGAAAUAGUAGCCGCCACCACUCGGAAGCGUUUCGAUAGAGAGGGCGAGAGAGAGAGAGAGAGACCUUGAUUAGCCCAACGGGGUGAGAUCCGCUUGACAGGAUCGCAUUAAAUAAGGGGGGGCGGGCAGGGGGAAGUGUCGUACCAUGGCUUUUGAUUUUGUUUUGUUGUUUUAAUUGUGAUAACAUUCUUCUAUCAAGACAAGGAAGCAGCAGACCUCUUGAGCCCGUGGCAAGCUUCAGAAGAAGAGUCCGGUCAUCUGUGCCUCAGGUCAACUGUUUUAGUUGCAAUAAGCAAAAAAAGAAUUGCAUUACCAGUGUCCUCCUUUAAAUGGAUAUUAAAAUCUGUGCCCAAUUUUUUAGAUCGUAUUUGCAUAAUAAAAGUAUUUCAAAAUCAAA